UUCGAACUCACCCUCAAUUCGUAUUCCCCACGCAUACCCCAAUUUCCCUGCGUCUCAACGCAAGGCAACGCAAAUUCUUCAUUCGUGAACCAGAAACCGAAAGAGGAAAAGAAAAGCAGUCUCGGCGGCGCGUGAGGAUCAAUUGUUAGGGUUUCGAAUCGAGGAUGCCGAAGAACAAGGGAAAGGGAGGAAAGAACCGGAAGCGUGGGAAGAACGAGGCGGACGACGAGAAGCGUGAGCUCGUCUUCAAGGAGGACGGCCAGGAGUACGCGCAGGUGCUCCGGAUGCUCGGAAACGGCCGCUGCGAGGCCAUGUGCAUCGACGGAACCAAGCGGCUCUGCCACAUCCGAGGCAAGAUGCACAAGAAGGUCUGGAUCGCCGCCGGCGACAUCAUCCUCGUCGGCCUUCGCGACUACCAGGACGACAAGGCUGACGUCAUCCUGAAGUACAUGCCGGACGAGGCUCGUCUCCUCAAGGCCUACGGUGAGCUUCCUGAUAGCACCAGGCUCAACGAGGGUAUCGGCGCUGGCCUCGACGAGGAGGACGAUGGCGCUGGCAAUGAUUAUAUCGAGUUCGAGGAUGAGGAUAUCGAUAAGAUUUGAAAUAUUAGGGUUUCGGUAACGGUUUUUGGCUUUCUUUUUUUUUUUUUUAAUUGAGAUUAUAUAAUUUUUAUGAUGUGGUGCUGAUGGAAUUGGAUGUAGGUGGUGUUAAGGUGUUGUCUGUCUGUGUACUUUGCCAGAUAUGGAUGGUGAGUGUUAAUGAAAUAAGAUAGCCUGUUAUACGGUGGUAUACUUA
Messenger RNA from Vigna unguiculata (cowpea), 795 nucleotides. Its product is annotated as eukaryotic translation initiation factor 1A pseudogene. NCBI's taxonomy places the organism in Eukaryota, Viridiplantae, Streptophyta, Magnoliopsida, Fabales, Fabaceae. The record is from RefSeq and is a predicted model, not a curated record.